UGGCACUGAGCUGGUGUCCCGUUCUCGAAGUCUAUUCGAACCACCCUAGGCAGGAAGCAUUCCACCGCAUCGGUUGGACACAUUUCCAUUCACUACGAAAAAAACCGGCGCUAGUACUCCUUCAUCAACACACUGUGAUACUACAGGUUCGUCAGAAGUUAAAAGACGAGAGAAAACACUGCAAAAUCCUCGAUAAACUGAUAAGAUAGCUCACUCGACUGGUACUGAACCGAACAAAAGGGAAUUUCUUCAGAACCGAUCGCAGUGCAGAGACAGCGCUUCCUUCAGCACCAUGUCUUGUCCGGUGAGUGAAUCCAACGAACCAAUUCUGACGGUUGUGAAAGCCUCAAAUGUGAACAAGUACGAACGAUCGUCAACAUCUUCGACGCCGACUAUGGAACUGCCGGGUCCCGACCCGGAUGGUGGUCAAACGGACAAACGGAAGGCCAUAAUCUGUACCGACGGAGCGUUCAGCAUCACCUUGCACCACUAUGACAGCAUUGUCAGUGAACUGAAGUGCCCGGGCUGUGCUCAACCGUUACAUGGACCGGUUUACCUGUGUCAAACGGGGCACAGCGUCUGCUUGCGUUGUUCCAGCAGAAUUAGCUGUUGUCCUCUGUGUCCGAAGAAAAUAACCGACAUGAGAAACUAUUCACUGGAGGCGAUUGCCAGCAAAGUCCACUUUCCAUGCGACAACGCCAUUCGGGGUUGCUCGGCGCGAUUACCGCUGGAUUUGCUGUUCUGGCACAAGGACCGUUGCGGAUAUAAGCAAAUCGAAUGUUUCAUGGGCAAAGUAUGGGAGAACUGUCGGUGGAAGGAUUGCGAGAAGGACUGGAUCGAGCACUGUAUAUCCGAGCACCAGGAUAAGGUGUACAGUUCACCGGAUAUCGUUCUGACGUGGAACUUCGCUGCCGACAGUCAGCGAUGCAUCCAGCUGCAGUCGGUCAUCGCCUACUACAUGAUUCGGGCCUACGGGGAGUACUUCAACGUGUACCAAAUCUACGAUCAGAACAGUCACCGAACCAUUUGGACGGUAAUUUGUUCGACCAAGAAGGCCAAGGUCAGCGGCCAGUUCGCCUUCGAGCUGGAGCUGUAUUCACCGAUCGAAAGUAGCAAACUGUUGGUGCAGCGAUUUCCCUGUCACUCCGAGAGCGAUUCGGACUUUCUGAAAGAUGGCCACUGCGCCAAAAUUUCCAUCCAGGAGGCGAUGCGGUUCAUGACGAAGGAGAAGAUACUCUACUACCGCAUCCGCAUCAUCGAGGUGACUCCGUGCCGUAGUCGCAGCUUGGUACUGAUCAGUCAAGCACAGAAGCUCGCACCGGUACCGACCGCAUUUCAAUUACUUCCGGUUAACUAUUCGGCUCGAAAAACACACCCAGUUAACGGGAAAGUCACCGCUUCCGAAAAGGGCAGCACCGUUGAAAACGAAACCGAAACCACCGGCGAAGCCAAAACUGAUCCUGAUCACACGGAUGUCCAUUCGCCGACUUCAUUCAGUUUGUCCGGUUCAUCAUCGUCGUCAUCAUCAUCAUCGAUAGCAGAAGACAAUUCGGUGCAGGCGGCACUGUCCGAUGAGGAUCAGAAAUUGAAAACCAACGGGGUUAUACCGAAAGCCAUUUCGACUCCCGUUCUAAGCCGGGUGAAUUCUUUCCCUAAGCCACCCCGCGUACACAUCCAGAACAAUCCAACGGUGCUGAACCCCGCCAAGGGCUGCUCAGAGCAGAAAUUGGUGCGCUGUCGGAUUGUGGACAAUCAGGAGAACAUGAAAAUGAAACCCAUCUUCAGUGGAGAGGAAAAAGCUGGUUCCCGGGAAAGCUUGAGUAAAUUGCAAAGCCUCAAGCUGUCAAAGUUUUACAACUUAACGACCUACAAAGCAGCUUCCAAAAUUUGGACCAAAAAAGAGGUUCCCGUCAAUAGUGGCUGAAAGAAAAAAAGGUUAUAAUAGAAGUCAACUGUUUCCGUUGAGUGGGUUUCGGAAUGGUUUUAGUUCUAGAACAUUUACCAAACUUGUAUACUAGCAGAGAAAGAAAAAACAAUUUAAUAAAUUUCCUAAUCAUAUUCCUGUCG
This is a messenger RNA of Malaya genurostris, 2067 nucleotides long. RefSeq lists its product as uncharacterized. The record is from RefSeq and is a predicted model, not a curated record. The transcript is spliced from 3 exons. The coding region runs from base 293 to 1924 and encodes 543 amino acids. NCBI's taxonomy places the organism in Eukaryota, Metazoa, Arthropoda, Insecta, Diptera, Culicidae. Gene Ontology annotation, molecular function: zinc ion binding; ubiquitin conjugating enzyme binding; ubiquitin protein ligase activity. Gene Ontology annotation, biological process: multicellular organism development; proteasome-mediated ubiquitin-dependent protein catabolic process. Gene Ontology annotation, cellular component: cytoplasm.